Molecule: messenger RNA, 2270 nt
Organism: Daphnia pulicaria
Lineage: Eukaryota; Metazoa; Arthropoda; Branchiopoda; Diplostraca; Daphniidae
Product: prolactin-releasing peptide receptor-like
Exons: 7
Coding region: 259-1941 (560 amino acids)
Biological process (GO): G protein-coupled receptor signaling pathway
Cellular component (GO): plasma membrane; neuron projection
Molecular function (GO): neuropeptide Y receptor activity; neuropeptide binding
Source: RefSeq, a predicted model, not a curated record
UCGACUGUGCCAACGGAUAGGUCCAUGGGUCCGUUAUUCCAGCUCAACACACACACACACUCAAUAUACCCUUCGCCUCUUGUUGCCUGUCAAAAGUGUCUCUGUUUUCUCUUCCGCCAGCCCCGUUUUCAUAACCAUCCAGUAACAACUCAAAAGUCAAAGAGGUUAUUUUUAGGUGCCGCUGAUUGCGGGACCUGACUGCUGACGGGCGAGACAUUCCGAAUUUCCUACGAUAGUUGUAUUUAAAAAAAAGUCACGAUGAUGAUGGCGAUGUACGAAGAUGACGGAGCCAACGUGAGCAGCACCAGUUUGCUGUUGACGACCGGUGGCGCUGGCGCUGGCCUGAAUAACAACCCUGGAAACUAUUUGGAGAGCAGCAACGGCAGUAAUUGGAGCAAUUGGACUGGCGAGUCGGAAGAUUACUUGAAGAACAGUCCGGCCGUCCAGGUCCACAUUUACAUUUUGUACGCCGUCAUCUUCACCGUGGGACUGGUGGGCAACGUCCUCGUCGUCUUCGUCGUGGCCCAAAACAAAGCCAUGCAGACCGUCACCAAUUGUUACAUCGCCAAUUUGGCUCUGUCCGACAUUUUACUCUGCGUCCUGGCCGUCCCCUUCACGCCACUCUACUUUUUCCUCAAAGAGUGGAUUUUCGGCAAAAUCCUGUGCCACUUGGUGGCCUACUCACAGGGGACAUCGGUUUACGUGUCGACGCUGACGUUGACUUCGAUCGCCAUCGACCGUUUCUUCGUCAUCUUGUACCCUUUCCGCCCGCGGAUGAAAAUGACCACCUGCUGGAUCACCAUCUGCAUCAUCUGGCUGGUGGCACUCUGCGCCACCCUGCCCUACGGCAUUUUCGUCGACAUUCGAAUCAUCUCAAACGUCACGUACUGCGAAGAGAGCUGGACGUCGGAUUACGACCGUCAAAUCUACGGAGCCGUCACGUCCGUCAUGCAGUUUGUCGUCCCGUUCGUCAUCAUGGCCUUCGCCUACACCAAGGUGUCGCUCAAGUUGGCCGACCGCAGCCGUGAAAAGGCCAAAAUCCGUCUGAGGAGUUGCCGCGGUGAGGAGCUGGAUCGCGAGCGCAAGCGGCGCACCAAUCGCAUGCUGAUCGCCAUGGUGACCAUUUUCGGAGCCUCAUGGAUGCCCCUCAAUCUCAUCAACUUGCUCAACGACCUCUACGCCGAAUACGGAAUGGCCUGGUGGAAAUACUACAACCUUUGCUUUUUCUUGGCUCACACGAUCGCCAUGUCGUCCACCUGCUACAACGUUUUCCUCUACGCCUGGCUCAACGACAACUUCCGCAAGGAGCUCAAACGCAUUCUGCCUUGCUUCCCAGCGCCGGCCGCUUCGUCCAGCACCGGCGGCGUCGUCGUCGGGGCCGCCAGCGUCAUGAAUCCCGUCCCAGGAUCGAUGGCCAUCGACGCCGCCGUCUCGGCCGCUAAUCAGAAACGCGGCGCACUCAACGGCGACCAGCAACGCGAUGCCACUCGCUCCAAUCCAAUGAAUCAAUCGCCCCAGUCAGAUUCUGAGGGUGAUGCUGAAUGUGCUACAUCAUGUGUGCAGAUCCUGCUUCCGGGCGAGACGGAAGACGGAGAACUGAUGAAUCACGACGACGACGACUAUCAGCCGACGUUUGAACCGGCCGCCAACGCCGCAUCGCCCGUUACUCCGGCUGAUGGUAAGGCCGCCGCCGCCAUUAACAACGUCGACCGGAAUCAAUGGCAACAGCAGCAGCAGCAACAACCGUCGGUCGUGAUUGAACUGACCCCCAUGACGUAUUCGACGGUAACAUCCGACACCUGCCCGCAGUGCUCCUCGUCGGCGGCCAAGACGUCGUUCAUGACAUUUGACGAGUUGGCAGACGCCAGCGCCCUCAUUAUCACUAAUAGCCCUGCAGCAGCAGCCAACAACCCAUCCGCCGCAGCCGUCACCAACUGUUAACAGCUGCCAAAAACUUGUACACAACUAUAGUCCACCAUCACAUCACAAACAGCAGCAGCAGCAAAUUGUAAAUGUCAAUCAAUGUUUUUAUUUUUCAUCCAUUUUUCUCCACUUCCGGUUUGUUAAAGGGGCGGCUGCUGCGCUACUCUGUAUAUUGGCCAAAUUUGUUUCUUUUCAUAUCUCAAUGUGUGUACAUAUAAAUAUAGAGCCCUACUAUUAAAUAUAAUUCGUGAAUGAUUUCGUGUUCAAUCACCAUACAAAUUAAGUGUGCUGUUCUCUCGUUCGAUGGAUCCUUCUUCUUUUGAUCGUUAUUAUUUUGGUCGUUUAAA